AGCCAUUUCACAUGGUCUAAGACACCCAUGCAGCAAUGGAUGUUGAGAGCCUCCGGAGUGGUCGGAGUGAGAAAAGUGACAGAUCCCGAAAGUCCAAACGUGUACAGAUGAUCAACCAUGGCACUCUUGGUGGUCAUCAGUUAAUGUCAGACGAACAGUUCAAACUCACCCAACGAAACCAAAUCCCUCUUAGUAAUCAAGGCCAACCUGUAGGAACACCCAUGGAUUCUGCGCUCCGUUCAUACACACCGAACGUUCUCGCCCCGUCCGCUCAACAGCCCUGCUUGCAACCUAGACAGCAAACUCCUUACACUAUGUACAACUGGGCUCCUCCACCUCCCUGUCCUAGUUAUCCGAAUUAUCCACAACCCACACCAUAUACAACAAUGGGAUGGCCUAAUCAGAUGAUGCCCACAGGAUACCCCCAGCAGCUCAGCUCUCCUCCUUUCAAUGGGACUACCUUGCCGGUGUCUCUUCAGCAACAGGGACCGCAACCAAUGCAACAGGUUCAGACGAUGCAACAGCCGACGAACUUCAUCCCCAUAAAUCAACAGCCGACUGUAUUACCAUCUUUGACAAAUCAUGGUUCAACUGCUCAAUCCGGGACGGGUAACACACAAUCCCAACGAUCUGAGUCCUAUCGUGCCGAACAGUUUGAAUCGCAUCUUGGUAAUCAGGAUGAUACGGCUUGGGUAGAAGAUGCUACUGCCGUGACUGGAGCCACUAGUGAGACCGGUUUGAGUGGCGGAGACAAUAUGUCCCGCUUCGGUGCACGAUUUGGACUUGCUGCCUCUCUGGGUCUGCAACAGGGUGGCGGAGGUGGCUAUGGCGUCAGUGGCGCUGCAGCUGCCUUGAUACGCACAGAGGCAGACGACAUCAAUGUCCUCACAUGUUCACGCGUCCUUGGAGUACUCGCCUCCUCCUGUGUGGCAUUGGGUGCCUUGUUGUCACCAGUGUUGAUGCUUCUUCUGCCAUACUUCCCUUUUGCAAUCGGUUGGGGCACAGAAUCCUGCAGGCCCACUUGUGAGGGUCAUCUGGUUGGGAUUUCAGUUAAACUGGCUCUUCUCUCUCUGGCCACAUGGGUGAUCAGUUCUCCCUGUCGUCCGUUAUGUGCCGGUGGUUCUGCGAUUCUUCCUCGCGUUCGGCUGUGUCGUACAUUGUUUCUGUGUCUGGUAUUCGUCGUAUUAUUCGCGUUCUGGCUUUUCUAUACUGUGCGAAUUCUUCAACCACGCGAAAAGGAGUUUUUAUCCAUCGUUUUAUUCGCGGACAGUUUGACAGAUACUUUAUUGUUCUUGCACUAUGCAGGCAUUGGCCUGAUGGAGUUACGGAAAGGGCGACACCGCUACGCUGUCCAUAUUGUCCGAUCACCAGACGGCAUGUCAAAGACAAUGAAGUGCGGUGAGAUGUCACUACAACGGGCUGCGAUUGAAGUACUGCAGUUCUACAUGGUCGAAUUCACCGCAUAUACACCGGGACAAUCAAAUGGUGGUAACGCCGGUGGGGGAAAGCGUGGGCGCCGCGGAGGGGCUUCGAACGACUCAGGACCGGGAACCAAUGGUGGUGGUGGGUCCAAGUACAAGUUUUACGAUGUCGACGGUGGUGGUUUGGAAAAAUCGGCGCCUGGCUACACCAUUGGCGGUGGUCAUUCGAACACCAACAACACUGGGAAUACACCCAGUGCUUCAGCACGUUUGUUCGAAGAACUUGAGCUGGAAAAGCGAACUCGCAAGCGACGGAUGCGUUUGUUGCUGGCCGUGGAAGAGGCGUUUACCCACGUUCGCCGUCUGGCAACGGAGAAUUAUGCUGCUUCUAAUCCUGGGCAGGCUACCGUCCCUCUCCUCCCCCAAAGCAAUGGGCUCGCAUUUAAAGGAAAACAAACCGCCGAGAAAUCACUAGAUCCGUACGAAGCUGCCCAGGCUGUUUUUCCCACCCUCAUCCGACCAUUACAAAAGUACAUGCGUGUCACACGUCAACAGGCGCGCCAUCCGGUGGACAUGGUGAUCGAUCACCUGGCCUUGUGUCUGGCCUACGGGCUAUCCCCACAAGCAUUUCUCGAACGUUUCAACCCGUUGGCAGCCACUCCGCAGAUGGAUGCUGCAGCUGCUGCCACGUCCAUAAUGACAGCCAAGCGCGAUCGAAAGCAGCGCCUAACAAACCAGCAACAGCUGCAGCAACAAACACCAACUGCGGGUGGUGUAGCAGACACUGGUCCAUUAUUGCCCAAACGUGUGCAUCCUGGAGGUCAGCAGUCCUGGAGCAUUGUAGCCGAUCGCGCUCUGUCACGCAGUCUCGCUGAUGGUGCAAUCUUCCAACUUAGACGUGGCAAUGAUAUAUCACUGCUCUGUACCGUUCGCCGUCUACCCCUGAUCCGGUUGAUUGAAGAGGUCCUCGAACCACUCGAAGUAGGCAGGUUCACGUUGAAUACCAACAAUGCGGUAUGAACCUGUCGUCAGGUUUAGUGGAGCCUCAGGCCUUCUCCCUUCCCGUUCACUCAUAGCUAAUCCAGGCUUGUAUCAUUUAACGCUUUUUGGCCGGCCCUCCAUCUAUCUUCGGAAUUUAGUAGACUCAAAUUUUUCCAGUUCUUACCCAUCUGUUUACUCCACUCAAAAAUACAUCCAAAUAUUACUAAAUCUCAUCUUUUUGUACAUCCGACUGGUUCCACCCUGUUUUUUUAUAUAUAUCACACCAUAAUUGCUGCAUAGACAGUCUGUUUAGGUUGGUCAUCUGGGCAUUUUUUGCAAGGUAAUUUCAUGCUUCCCGCAAUUGUUUUCCUAUCAGUGAACCGAUUGUUUCUGCAUUUUUGGGUCCUACGUGACGUCUUGCAUAGACAGUCUGUUUAGGUUGGUCAUCUGGGCAUUUUUUGCAAGGUAAUUUCAUGCUUCCCGCAAUUGUUUUCCUAUCAGUGAACCGAUUGUUUCUGCAUUUUUGGGUCCUACGUGACGUCUGUGCAUUUGCUUCGUUCCUUCCUUCCGACAACGACAGUUUAUGUUUACCGAGUUGCUGUUGUCAUCCGUUCGAUCGUUUUUUCAUGUCUAGCCCCGGUCAGUUUUGCCCCUCUUAUUUGACAACCGGUUGACCGAUCGAUAAAUUUUCACUUCUGGUUGAUCGCCAAUGUCACUCGGAUUUUUAAAUCGUUCCAUCAUUCUUGUGAGUUGUAAUUUCCCCUCCCCCCACACACACACACAGCCGUGUUUAAUUUCAGUUCGAUCUGUAUGUCGAACUGCGUUUAGGUCAGUUGACAGUGUUUCUUCGAAACUAUCCGUGUUUGACACUCAACUUGUUGACUGUUUAACUGCCCGAUGUGCAAUGGUUAAUUUUUAUCCUAAUUUCAUGAGUGC
Messenger RNA from Opisthorchis viverrini, 3338 nucleotides. RefSeq lists its product as hypothetical. The coding region runs from base 36 to 2441 and encodes 801 amino acids. The transcript is spliced from 3 exons. The record is from RefSeq and is a predicted model, not a curated record. Lineage: Eukaryota; Metazoa; Platyhelminthes; Trematoda; Opisthorchiida; Opisthorchiidae. Gene Ontology annotation, cellular component: plasma membrane. Gene Ontology annotation, biological process: establishment of planar polarity; multicellular organism development; Wnt signaling pathway, planar cell polarity pathway.